This is a messenger RNA of Opisthocomus hoazin, 1191 nucleotides long. It is a transcript of the gene NMUR2, whose product is annotated as neuromedin U receptor 2. Gene Ontology annotation, cellular component: plasma membrane. Gene Ontology annotation, molecular function: neuromedin U receptor activity. NCBI's taxonomy places the organism in Eukaryota, Metazoa, Chordata, Aves, Opisthocomiformes, Opisthocomidae. Gene Ontology annotation, biological process: neuropeptide signaling pathway. The record is from RefSeq and is a predicted model, not a curated record.
AUGGCCUGGAUCAGCAAUUUCUCCUGGUUUAAUCACUUUGCUAUACAUGACGAACAUUUCAGCAGGUACUUAAACAGCACUGAGGAUUACUUAGCCUUCCUAUGUGGGCCCAGACAGAGCCAUCUGUUCUUGCCAAUGGCUUUGGUGUACACCCUGAUCUUCAUUGUUGGGGUGGUAGGUAACUUCUUAGUUUGCCUGGUAAUCCUCAAGCACCGGAAUAUGAAGACCCCAACUAAUUACUAUCUCUUCAGUCUCGCUGUCUCAGACCUGCUCUUGUUGCUUUUUGGAAUGCCACUGGAAGUCUACGAGAUGUGGAGCAACUACCCCUUCUUGUUUGGGCCCGUUGGCUGCUAUUUCAAGACGGCACUCUUUGAGACAGUGUGUUUUGCCUCUAUCCUCAGCGUGACCACAGUCAGCGUGGAGAGAUAUAUUGCCAUCCUCCAUCCUUUCCGAGCCAAGCUGGAGAGCACUCGCAAGCGUGCCCUGAGGACCAUCGUGGUGCUCUGGGUCCUCUCUGUCCUCUUCGCCCUCCCUAAUACAGGCACCCAUGGCAUCAUGCUGCAGUAUUUCCCCAACGGCACCCUCGUCCCUGGCUCUGCUACCUGCACUGUAGUCAUGCCCAUGUGGAUCUACAACUGUAUUGUCCAGAUUACUUCCCUCCUCUUCUAUGUGCUGCCUAUGGGGGUAAUAAGUGUGCUGUACUAUCUGAUGGGGCUAAGAUUGAAAGGAGACAAAUCUUUGGAAGUGGAAGAAAUGGCUGUGAAUGUUCAGAGACCAUCCAGGAAAUCAGUCACCAAGAUGUUGUUUGUCCUUGUGAUGGUUUUUGCUAUCUGCUGGGCUCCUUUUCAUAUAGAUCGACUCUUCUUCAGCUUUGUUGCGGAAUGGACUGAGCCUCUGGCUAAUAUAUUCAACUUAAUUCAUGUGGUGUCAGGUGUUUUCUUCUAUCUGAGCUCUGCUGUGAACCCCAUCAUUUACAAUCUGUUGUCCCAGCGCUUCAGGAUGGCUUUCCUCAGUGUGAUUUCUCCUUGCUGCAAACACUGGGCCCCUAAACAUCCCACUAGCAAGAUUCCUGCCCAGCAGAGCAUCUUUGUGAUUGAGGACCACAAUCUGACAGACGCUGCUGAAGACACAAGUCUCCCCGGCACUCACAGGACAUCUGUCAGCAGUUCUCAGCUCUCCACUGGUCUGUGA